AUGAGAGCCUUCAGAGCAACGAACACUUCUCUUCUCCGCCAGUAUUCGAGCAAUGGGUACAACUAUGGGUAUCUCUUCCAACAUACAGCAGCUCUUUGUGGGGCUGCUGGAUUUUUCGUUUUAUCGAACGACCGGAAUAGAAAGGGAGUUCAGAGGUUCGCAGCUUGUGAAGCCGUUCCUUUAGCAAAGCGGCCGAUAGAAUCACAACGUGAGAGUUAUCUAUCGAUGUGGAAGAAAGAUGUUAAACCUGACGAGCCUGAAGAUGACGAUUCUGUUUACGGAGAGUUGGAGGACGCUGAUCCCUCCUGGUCGCUUGCCGUGCCUCAAAGUGAUCAAAUGGCGAUUGCUCAAAUCAACGCGAAUGAACAAUUGGAAGAUCGAGGUGUGAUUCAGCAGAUUCGAACAGUAAGCAACGGUGAUCUUGUUGUUGCUGGUGUGAUGGAUGGUCAUGGUGGAUGGGAAGUUGCUGAUUAUGUUCAGCGAAAAGUUGGUGCGUAUAUUGAGCGUUGUAUAAACAAAGCAGCAGCAAUGAGACCAAUCGAUUGUACUGUCCCUUUAACGGAUGCUGAAUUGGCUGAAGCAGUGAAAAGUGCGUUUAAUUUACUCGAUGAAGACAUUUUAGGAAAAGUAAAAGGAAGCUGCGACAUUGGAUUGAGCAGAAACGCUAGAGUUGGUGCCUGCUGCGUGAUUGCUUUAAUUACGAAGACCUCGGUCAUUGUUGCAAAUGCUGGAGAUUGUCGAGCAGUCAUUGAUCAUAAUGGAGGGGCACAUGCUCUGAGUGACCCACACAGUGCCAAUGAAGAAGAGGAAAGAGAACGGCUGAGAAAAGAACAUCCUGGAGAGGAUGACAUUGUGGUUUGCAAGAAAAGCUUUCAGGUGGAUCGGCAGCCUCGCUACUGGUAUGAUUACCCACAAUUCUGGACGGGAUAUUUGGGAAAUGAAAUUAAGCAGACUGCCUGUUACGUCAAAAAUCGUCUUCAACCAACGAGAGCGUUCGGUGAUUUUGACUUAAAAGUGAAAGAAUUAUCGUACGAUCAGGAAACAAACAGACCCUUCAUUAAGAAUGGAACUUCAUUUCCUUACAUUACAGCAGAACCCACAACGAAAAUCUAUUCACGAUCAAAACAGCCCGGACAAUUUAUCUUGUUAGCUUCUGACGGUGUUUGGGACUUUUUGACCCCAAAGGAGGCUAUCGAUAUCGCCCGAAGUGGUUUGCAAACAUCUCCUCAAAUAGCUGCUGCCAAUGUUAUUCAAGAUGUAUUACGGAAGGCGUUAGAGGAGUCGGGAUUGACGAUGUCCCAAGUAGCGAUAAUGACUCCCAAACAGAAACGUCGUGUCUUUGAUGAUACGACAGUUUGUGUCAUCAAAUUGGACUCGUUUUAA
This is a messenger RNA of Condylostylus longicornis, 1383 nucleotides long. RefSeq lists its product as uncharacterized. Gene Ontology annotation, biological process: protein dephosphorylation. NCBI's taxonomy places the organism in Eukaryota, Metazoa, Arthropoda, Insecta, Diptera, Dolichopodidae. The record is from RefSeq and is a predicted model, not a curated record. The transcript is spliced from 7 exons. Bases 1 to 1383 code for a protein of 460 amino acids. Gene Ontology annotation, molecular function: protein serine/threonine phosphatase activity.